This is a messenger RNA of Hyphopichia burtonii NRRL Y-1933, 331 nucleotides long. RefSeq lists its product as uncharacterized. The record is from RefSeq and is a predicted model, not a curated record. NCBI's taxonomy places the organism in Eukaryota, Fungi, Ascomycota, Pichiomycetes, Serinales, Debaryomycetaceae. Bases 35 to 184 code for a protein of 49 amino acids. The transcript has a single exon.
CAAUUAUUCAUAUAAAUAUAGAUUAUAGUGUACAAUGUUUGGUGGUCCAGGUCAACAACUUACUGAAGAACAAAAAAAGAUCCAAGAUCAAUACGUUAAUGACAGUUUGAAAACUGCCGGUCUCAUUGCGGGUGCUUUAUGGGUUACUCCAUUAGUUUUCCACUUUAUCAAAAAACAAUUUUAAGUUGUUAGAUAGAUUAAUGUAUAUAUUCACCAACUCAGGAAGUCAUGAAAAAUUACGAAGGGAAGUCUUUACAAAAAGAAAUUAUAUAUUGUACAUAAUAUUUUCAAUUAAAUAAAGAGAUUUUUAAUCUAUUGAUCUUCUUCGUCU